AUGCUUCCAAUUAAAAACUUUCAUAAUAUAAUAACUCAAACUUUAUCAUCAAGAAACUUUUUAAUUCAAAGACAUCAAAUACCUGAUAUAAAUUCAAUAUUAAUACUACCAUCGCCAUCAGCAAUUCACCAUCAUCAAACUACUUUAAAAGAUUGUCAUUGUUGCUGUUUGCUCUGGAAUUUUUCAAAAUAUAAAGAUUUCAUUGCAACUGGAACUAAUCAAAAAACUCUUGCCAUUGUAGAUAGUCCUGUUAUUGACGAGAGUAAUUUACGUUCACUAGAACUAAAACAUCUUUCAAAAGAUUUUAUUACACAAAAAGAUGGUCCUAUUUCUAGAUAUAACAUGAUCGUUACUUCUGAAAUUAUUAGGGGUGAUAACGGGAAAAGCUAUGUUGAUGGAUCUUUUUACGAUGCUUUGUCUGUUAAAUGUAAAUGUCGUGUACACUUUCACGCAUUCAUGCAAGAUGUUCACAAACGUUUACACAGGUAUAAAUUAGCCAAUUCCGCAGCAUAUGAUCCAAUUCCUCCUGUUUCAACUGAUUUAGCAAACGAUGCUAUUGUAUUGUGA
Molecule: messenger RNA, 567 nt
Organism: Entrophospora candida
Lineage: Eukaryota; Fungi; Glomeromycota; Glomeromycetes; Entrophosporales; Entrophosporaceae
Source: the annotation of a GenBank genome assembly